UGUAUCGAUAGUAAAUAAAAUUAUUUCGAAAUGGUAGACCCUUUGUUGCACCCCCAACUGUCAAAAUCCUUCGAUCCACUUGCAAAAAAUCCAUUCCCAUUAAUUGCAAAAAUAAUUGAACAUGAGUUCUCAAAGCAAUUGUUUCAAAACUCUAUAGAAAAUUCACAGAUGUGCCUUUCCAAGAUAUAACAAGUGCCUUAAUAAAAAAUAAUAUCUGCAAUAAUUUAUUUUAUAAUUCGUAAUUGAUAUGUCAAAAGUCGGUGAAGACAUUCAGAACGCGUCCGAUGAAAGUCAAAAGGCUGAUGAGGUAGCGAAUAGAACCCUGGAGUCACGUUUCGAGUGUCCGAUCUGUCUCUCCUGCAUGCGGGACCCAAUCCUGACGACCUGCGGUCACAGGUUCUGCUCAAAAUGUCUCCACAAAUGGCUCGAAGAGAAGAGCAACAGUUGUCCUGUGGACUCGACACCUCUGAAGCCGGGGAACGGAGAUCUCUUCCUCGAUCGUUACACAAAGAGAGAGAUAUCUCAGUACAAAACGAAGUGUCCUUAUCAACAAUUUGGAUGCAGUGUGGAGUUGAGCCCCAUUGAUAUGGAAGGACAUAUCAAUGAGUGCGAGUUCAAGAAGAAUGUUUCCAGGGAAGAGAAGAUUGACUGCGAUUUCAAACACGUUGGGUGUGGGCAGUCCUUCGAGGACAGGGAGGAUCUGGAGAGGCAUUUGGAGGCGAAUCACAAUAUUCAUUUGAUGAUGAUGGGUAAAACAAUGACACAGAUGAUCAUCAGUCAGUCAGACGUGAAUAAAAAAGCUAGAGAUUCAAAGCUCUGGGAUCCACCACCGAAGAAUAAUGGAGGGCAAUUGGAGCCUGAGAAAAGUCAAUCAAACGUCGAACAAUUAUUGAAAGAUCUUUAUGAGAGAAUUGUCGUGCUAGAACAGCAAAAUCGUGAGCAGUCGAUCAUAAUCUCCAACCAGAAGGCAACAAUAGCCUCAAUUCAAGACUCCCUCACAUCCCUUCGCGAAGAAUCCCUGAAGAAUUGCAAUGGAAUUUACAUCUGGCGAAUAGACAAUUUUAGCCAUAAAAUGACUGAAAUGAUGGGAGAGUCGAAGAUGUUUUACAGCGAAGAUUUUUACACCCACAAAAAUGGUUACAAAGUUCGGGGGAGAAUAAAUAUAUCGAUGAAGAAUAUGGACAGACUCUCGAUCGUUCUACAUUUUGUGCCAUCGGAGAAUGAUGACGCCUUGGAUUGGCCGUUCGUAGGGGUCAUCUCGUUUACGCUGGUGCAUCCUGAAGACUCUGAGAAGUCCAUCAGGGAGAGGACGUACUCUGUACCCAGUUUGGAGGCUUUCAAGAGACCUGGGAUGGAGAUGAAUAGGCGGAGCUUUGGCUAUACUGAAUUUAUAUCUCUUCAUGAGUUACCGAACUUCACAAGUAAUGAUCGGCUGAUUUUUAGAAUUGAAGUUAAGGCUUCGGAUUGAUCAGAAGUGUUUCAAUAUUGUAACGGAAUCGUGUGAAGAGAGAAAAAAGAACUUAUUGCAUUUUCUACAAAAUUGUAUUGAAAUGUGAGAAUUUUAUUAAAUUCCAUUGCAAAUCUCUUCGAAAUUCCAUCAGUUUUUCCCGAUUCCUAUGAAAUAUUCAGUAUUUUUUGGUGCAUUUCUCACAGAUUAUGUAGAGAGAACUCAAGAUUUACUCAAGACCUGUAACUUUUGAUUUUUACAUUAAUGUGAAGAAUAAAAAAUUCAAGGUAAUAAUGAUAUAAAAGAAGUGAUUUUGAAUGCAUCAAGUAAAUUCAAUAGAAAAUUGAAGUUGGCUCAUCACAUUUUUUCUAAAUUAUCUCAACAUUUACUGAUCCCUGAUGAGACAGUUAACGUUUCUUAGAAAGAGUAUCCACGUGGAAAAGAUCUCAUGUCAUAUUGCAAUUGCAAAGUUUUUAAAUUUGAAUUGGUCCCCCUCCUGAUACUCCAGACAUAGUGGAAGAGAUGAAAACAUCAUUUAUCAAAUCGUUAAUGUUGUAUUUUUAUUAUUAGAUAUUUAUGCAGAGGCUGCACAUUCCACGAAAAUACUAACUUUACCUAUUUUACUAGGAGAUUAUGUAGAAAGAACUCAAGAUUACAAAUAUAACGAAAAUUCAAUAGUUGUACACAAGAUCUCUAACUUUUGAUUUUUAUAUUAAUGCGAAGAAUAAAGAUUGUA
Molecule: messenger RNA, 2183 nt
Organism: Diachasma alloeum
Lineage: Eukaryota; Metazoa; Arthropoda; Insecta; Hymenoptera; Braconidae
Gene: Traf6
Product: TNF receptor-associated factor 6
Exons: 5
Coding region: 248-1468 (406 amino acids)
Biological process (GO): positive regulation of JNK cascade; protein K63-linked ubiquitination; regulation of canonical NF-kappaB signal transduction
Cellular component (GO): plasma membrane signaling receptor complex
Molecular function (GO): protein binding
Source: RefSeq, a predicted model, not a curated record